CGGUGUGAAAGUUUAGAGUUAAACACUGAGGACAGAAAGAGAAUUGAAGAAAUUAAACGAGAGCUUCUGCUGAACACCAAAUACACCAAGACUGCAUUAUCAACACUCCUGAUAGACUGUGUUCAAGUGGAGCUCAGAUUCCGAGGGCAGUGCACAGUCAAGUAUUGGCCUUGAAUCUCAGCAGACAAAGGGUUAUGUUGGACUGCGUAACAUGGAGAAUCGUCUCUCAGAUCAGCUGCAGAAAGCCCCUUCAAAUCCUUUGAGCACAGUUCAGGAUCUUGAAGCCAAAGUACAUGAGAUCGCUCUUAGAGAAGGCUUUAGCACCAAGCCCUUUACUUCUAUUACUAUAUCAACCACUCGCCGUACUCCAUCUCCACAGUCACCACCACACAGUCCGGUCACAGGUACCCUGAAAAUAACUAAUGUUGGUUCAGCCAAUGAGACGCCUGCUGGAACUAAAGACUCUGACAGAGAAAAAGAAACAGAAGGACAGCAUAUUGACGAGAAGAAAACAACUGAGGAUAAACAAGAGAACACAAUUACAGAUAAAGCCCAGAGAAUGUCUCACAUCGAUUAUAAUGUCACAAGCUCAACCUUCAAUAACAAGUCCCACCUCUCUCACAUACAUGUCACCUUAUCACCUAAACCCAAAAAUCAGAUUCGUUUUGAGAAAUCCACUCAAAACAUCAGUCAAGAUGUCGCGCUUCAAAGACCCAUAGUGCCAAGCGUGGCUGAUCCACAACUGGAGCCCAUGCACAGAAUCUCAACAUUAAAUCAUGUCAGUUCAUAUGAAUACAGAGAACGGGUUCAAGGCCAGAACACAGGAAGAGUCAGUGCACGCUUUCCAGCCAGACACACACAAUCCUCUGCUCCCUCUAACAGGCUGGACAUGAAAUCCAGAACUCUCUCUGGUCAAACUGCAUACGGCACAGCAGCUGUGCCCACACUGCUGCCAUACAAACCUCAUGGAAGCUCCGAGCUGUUCUACAUGCCGCAGGUUGAUCCAGAACUUUCUCCUGGUCGCUCUGACACAACUGUGGAAAGUUCUCACCCAGAUUCUGAUGAUGCUGUUCCUCCUCACUUCAAUAAAGACAUUUUAGGCUCUAGAGAGCAAGAAGACAACACAAUUACACCAAAGCACAAGGAAGGCAUCUACAGUAAGAGGACCAAUAUGAACAAAGUUUCCAGUGGAGAUUGUCCUCCAAAAUCAGCAAGCACUUUUGUCAGUACCGCUCCCGAAGUCUCAAAGAAGAACAUGGAGACUGUUGGCAUAGAUGCAGAGUAUAACGAUAAGGAAGACCAUUUUGUCCCCCUGAACAUGGAGGCAGACAACAGUAUGGACCAUGUCCAUUUUCAUAACAGCACCACACAGGAGCCUAAAAUACCUCGAGAACCACACUACUCAUCUUCUCAGCCAAACAGAAGACCCUACAGGGGGAACAAGAAAGGGAAGGACAGAACACCUCAUGAUGUUAGCCUGGAGAUCACAAGUUCGCUAGACCAGCUGUGGCGUCGCUUUAAUGAAAAAUGGAGCACAGAGGAGUCCCGAUCCAUCAAUGACGGAGAGACGUCUCUGCUAGAUAGACUGGAGCGCUUGUCUCGUCUCAUUCACAACACCACUCCAACAGACCAUAGUGUUCAGCAGUCAUCAGACAGUGGCAAUGGAGAGUAUGACAGGAUGAGAAACCAAGAAGAAGAAGAGCAAAGAGAAAGAGUGCAGUUAAAAGCGCCUCCAAAGCAUGCGUGGGUUCAGGAUGAAGGACAAGGCAAAGUGCAUCUCUGUCCUGCUGAGAGAGACGAGUCUGUGGAGACCAGCAGUAGUGUUUCCACUGUGGACACAGAGAGACUGCAGAGAGCUUUUGGAGCUCACAGAGUCGCACGUGAAGGAAUGAAAAGCGACGGCAGCUUGCUCAGACUUUACAACAGCAUCAACGCAAAGAAAACAAGUCGAAGGAAACCAAGUACUAAAGAUGCUGCAGUCUCUGUCACAACAGACAAUACAGAUGACUCCACAGUCUCUGCUGGCUCUUUAUCAUCUUCAAGCACUUCAUUCCACCAUUCUCAAAGAGGCGUCUACAGCCUUAAAACCAAAAAGUCAAAAGUCAAACUGGUCAGCAAAAGUGUGCAGGCAGGUGAUUUGGAGAUUGUGAUAAACGGCACACGAAAGCACACUCGAGAUGUAGGCACCGUAUUUCCCUCUCCAGGUGCUUUCAAAAAUGUCUCUUCAUCAAACAAAUUUGGCAGUGGCCUUCAGAAUGGUAUUCCCAUCCCUACUGCCUCCACAGCUAAACCAAUCCAAACAGCUCUGAAGAGAGACUCCAGCAAUAAGAGUGUGCGGACACGUUACCCGCAUGGUGUGUCAUGGUUUGUUUCUGCUGAUGAGCUGAAGUUUGACGGCCGCAAGGAAAACCAGCCACAGAACGAGUCAGAACCUUCCAUAAGCCAAGCCUGGUUUGAGCCUUACAGCAGGACUCGACCUUGGAGAGAAUCGAGCAGAGAACCGUUAAGGGAGAGACAGAAUCAGCAAGAGCAGGAGAGGCAGACAGAAACCAGAACAGCGAUGGAGACGGACAUCAGUGACAAAACCUCAGCUCUUGUUCGUCUUUCACUGCAGGAAGCUCUGGAGCUCCAUCGGCCAGAGUUUGUGUCUCGCUCUCGGGAGCGAAUGAAGCGGCUGGGGUUGCUGGUUGAGGAACGGAGGUUACAGGCCAUUUUCAACAGAGAGAGAGAAGAGCUCUUCAACUUCCCCGCACCAUCACGGCCACUCAGAGCAGCUCCAGUACCCCGUAAACGAGUCGUUCCAAGAAAAGAGAUGGUCCAAAGGUCCAGAGAGAAAUACGCUAAACUUCCUGAGGUCCAGAAGAGAAGAGAAGAGGAAAAGAGACGGGCAGAGUAUCGCUCAUACCGCCUCACUGCUCAGCUCUUUAACAAGAAAGUCACCAAUCGUGUGUUGGGAAGGCGAGCACCCUGGCAGUGAUCUUAACUAAUAAUCUACUCGAAAUUACAGAAAGCCUUAGUAUUUUUUAAUGUGUCUGGUCCUUCAGCUGUUUUAUAUGAGGUCAUGUUUUAUAAUGAAUGUGUGACGUUAUAUACGUGCUCUUUCUUAUUUUAGACGGAAUAUAGUUGUGAAUGUGUAUUAUUUAUGAAGUUGCAGUUUUAUUUGGAUUUUAUAUAAACGCAAGUCGGAUUUUAUAAUGUCUGUUUUGUUGUUAUAAUACUUUUUUUACAAAGCAAAUAAAUGAGCAGAGAUUUGUAAGA
Danio rerio (zebrafish) is the source of this 3258-nucleotide messenger RNA. The record is from RefSeq and is a predicted model, not a curated record. Lineage: Eukaryota; Metazoa; Chordata; Actinopteri; Cypriniformes; Danionidae.